Messenger RNA from Lingula anatina, 695 nucleotides. RefSeq lists its product as uncharacterized. NCBI's taxonomy places the organism in Eukaryota, Metazoa, Brachiopoda, Lingulata, Lingulida, Lingulidae. The record is from RefSeq and is a predicted model, not a curated record.
AUGUCAGGGCAUCAACGCUCCAUGCACGACCUUGGAAAAUGUUUAACAUCACGCACAGAACACCAGGGUGCUGGGGCCUAUAAAAGGCAAAGGGGAGAACGCUGUCUUUACUCCACUGCAUUAAAGGUAACAACCUCCACAGUCAAGAUGAUGAAGUGCAUCGCUCUCCUCCUGGCCCUCGCCGCCGUCGCCUACGCCGCCCCAGGCCUGAAGGGAUAUCCAGUUGGCUACGGCAGUGGCAUCGGUCGCAUUGGUGGCUUCGGCAUCGGCAAGGGUUUCGGCGGCUUUGGCGGUCUCGGCUACGGAGGUAUCGGCGGUUUCGGCAAGGGCUUCGGCUACGGCGGAAUUGGAGGCUUCGGCAAGGGCAUCGGAUACGGUGGUCUCGGCGGUUUCGGCAAGGGCUUUGGCCUCGGUGGAUUCGGCCUCGGCGGCUAUGGCGGUGUUGGUUACGGACUGGGUCUCGGCAAGGGAGUUGGCUUUGGAAAAUUUGGUCUCCAUGGUUAGACGACAUGACCGAAGAAGGUUGAACAUAGGCCUAAUGGAAAUGAACAAGGCCCCAAAGAGGCGUGCAUUUUGAAGACCCCAGUAGGUUUGCGUGAUACUUCAACUAUAGUCAUCAUAUACAUGAACAUUCCAAACGACGCUCACGCUGGAAGUUUAACAAAUGACGGACAGACUCGCCAAUGCCAUCACAU